AUGAGACGCGAGGCAUGCAGUCGUUGGGGAGUGCCUGACCUAGCACUGGCCGACCAGAGAUGCUCAGAUAAAGGUUGUUGCGAAGAAUAUACUCCCCCUUCAACCCCAACACCCGCGCCAACCCCUUCACCGACAACAGUCCCAUCCACUGCCCCGACAACAGUCCCAUCCACUGCCCCGACAACAGUCCCAACCCCUGAGCCAACCCCAACACCAUUUGUCUGUCCCAUAGACGACAUCGCGCGCACUAAGUGUAUGGGCCCAAAAGACUGUCUCUAUCCAUUGGCCGGCGUAUGUGAUAAAUUUAUUGCAUGCGAGAUCAAUCCGGAUGGAGUGACCGGACGGCCAACUGUGAAAGACUGUCCGCCCGGACUCGAGUGGAAUGAUAACGAAAAGUAUUGCGAUUCGCCCGUUAGCUCGACAUGCGUUAAGCCAACGCCCCAACCAUUUAUCUGCCCCACGGAGGACAUCGCUCGCACACACUGUAUGGGUGCCACAGACUGUGUCUACCCAUUCGUCGGCAAUUGUAGUCAAUAUAUUCAAUGCGUGGUCAACGCCGGCGGUGUCACCGGACGACCCAUUGUGAUGGACUGUCCGGCGGGUCUCGAAUGGAAUGAUAACAACAAGAUAUGCGUUUCGCCCGUUAGCUCCACCUGUCCUAAGCCAACACCGACGCCAACCCGUCCGACCCGCGCGCCAACCCCUAUACCAACCCUAAUACCAUUUGUCUGCCCGCUGGACGACAUCGCGCGCACUAAUUGCAGCGGACCAACAGAUUGUCUCUACCCUUUCCCCGGCAAUUGUAUCGACUUUAUUGUAUGCCUGGUAGAGCCCGAUGGGAGUGGAUUGCCCAUGGUUAAAGAAUGUCCGGUGGGCCUCGAAUGGAAUGAUAACAAAAAGAUUUGCGAUUUGCCAAUUAGCUCCACAUGUUCUAAGCUAAGCCAACAGCCCACUUAA
Medioppia subpectinata is the source of this 957-nucleotide messenger RNA. NCBI's taxonomy places the organism in Eukaryota, Metazoa, Arthropoda, Arachnida, Sarcoptiformes, Oppiidae. The record is from the annotation of a GenBank genome assembly.